Molecule: messenger RNA, 1152 nt
Organism: Penicilliopsis zonata CBS 506.65
Lineage: Eukaryota; Fungi; Ascomycota; Eurotiomycetes; Eurotiales; Aspergillaceae
Exons: 2
Coding region: 452-1105 (217 amino acids)
Molecular function (GO): oxidoreductase activity
Source: RefSeq, a predicted model, not a curated record
UCUGCUGUGCGUUAGUAUGGAAGGCCAUGACUUCUAUUGCAUCAUAGCAAGCUGAUCUCAGCAUUACCAAGCCCGAGCAAAGAAGAUGCUUCGUGGGUUUUACUCCCUAGGUUUAAAAUAUUUCUAAAUAAAUUGUAUGAAGAGACGUCACUCUGACGAAGACUUUAAACAUUGUAUAUAACACAUUUAAGGGGCCGCAAACUCACUGAUAUUUCUGUCGCGGCCUUGUUAUUUCUUUUGGUAUUCCCUCCUCUGGCCUAAUUAACAACCUAACGACGGACCAUUAUAAGAACCAUGCAAGCCUUUACUGAGAAGCCAGCCCGGGGUGCCGAGUCUCAAUUUCAACCUGGUGAGUCACUACUUGACGAAAGUAAUUCUGGCGUUCCAUAACAACUGUGAAGGCCACCGAAUUCCCAUUCAUCACCAAAAAAAGCCUGGACUAGAGGCGGUAAUGCCGGACCCCAAGCCAACCUCCAUGUAUAUUCCCACAGAAGAUGGCGGGUGCCAGUCCUACAAAGCUGCAGGAAAGUUAGAGGGUAAAAGAGCCGUGAUUACAGGAGGAGAUUCUGGAAUCGGCCGCGCCAUUGCGAUCUUAUUCGCCAUGGAGGGGGCAUCUAGUCUGAUAAUCUACCUACCAGAAGAAGAAACAGAUGCCCAGGAAACAAAAAGAAGAACUAAAGAAGCUGGGCAUGAAUGCCAUUGCCUACCUCUUGAUAUCCGCAGUAAAGAGAACUGCCAAAAAAUUAUCGACUUUGCCAUUGAAUCUAUGGGAGGCAUUGAUAUACUGAUAAACAAUGCAGCAUUUCAGAAUAUGAUUCAAGAUAUAAAUGACUUAUCUGAAGAUCAAUGGCAAUGCACAUUUGAUACUAAUAUCCAUCCAUUCUUCUAUCUUUCAAAGUAUGCAAUCCCUAAUAUGAAAAAGGGUUCCACAAUAAUCAACUGUGCCUCGGUGAACCCCUAUAUUGGUAGAGGGGACCUAUUGGAUUAUACAUCCACUAAGGGUGCAAUCGUCGCAUUCACACGUGCAUUAUCUAAUCAACAGAUAAGCAAAGGUAUUCGUGUGAAUUGUGUAUGCCCUGGACCAAGUACGUUUCUAUUAAGAUAAGUAAAAUUGCCCAGAUGACUGAGAUCUCUUAUUAGUUUGGACACCCC